This is a messenger RNA of Sciurus carolinensis (gray squirrel), 2682 nucleotides long. It is a transcript of the gene Eif5, whose product is annotated as eukaryotic translation initiation factor 5. Gene Ontology annotation, cellular component: cytosol. Bases 554 to 1846 code for a protein of 430 amino acids. Gene Ontology annotation, molecular function: GDP-dissociation inhibitor activity; translation initiation factor activity; eukaryotic initiation factor eIF2 binding. The record is from RefSeq and is a predicted model, not a curated record. The transcript is spliced from 12 exons. Lineage: Eukaryota; Metazoa; Chordata; Mammalia; Rodentia; Sciuridae. Gene Ontology annotation, biological process: formation of translation preinitiation complex; translational initiation; formation of cytoplasmic translation initiation complex.
GCGAUUGACGCGGCCUGAAGGCCAAUGACGAGCGAGCUCGGGCGGGCCUCCGGCCAAUGGGCAGUGCGGCCCGCCGCGGGGGGCGGGCGCCGGGGCCGAGGGUAGCUUGAGCGCGGCGGCGGCGUUGUUCAGUCAGAGCGAGAACAUUCCAGAGGUCGCCAGGCUCGGCGCUGCCGGUGUGGUCGCGGACGUCGCUGGGACAGCCCCUCCCGCUGCUCGGCGGCGGCACCUGCCCGGCCGCCCCUCCGCUCGCCCGCCCCGCCGCUCCGGACCCGGUUUCCAGCGCCUCUUCCUCCCAGUCCCGGGCGAGCCGCGUUGGGUUUAUGUCUUUAUUUGACGAAAACGAGCUGUUGCGCAGCCAUUGGUACCUGUAUUGGGGAAACAUAGCGUACAAGCAAGGAGCUUACAGCCUCAGCGGCGAAAAUUUUUUCAUGUCAGAGACCGAGAACUCUUGCAGUCGUUUAUGUCAUCCCUUCUUCUCCAGACAGAAGAUACCAAAAAGUUGCAAUCAAAGAUCUCUUCACCUUAUUGAUAAAGCCACUAAUAAGCCAAAAUGUCUGUCAACGUCAACCGCAGCGUGUCAGACCAGUUCUAUCGCUACAAGAUGCCCCGUCUGAUUGCCAAGGUUGAGGGCAAAGGAAAUGGAAUCAAGACAGUCAUAGUCAACAUGGUUGACGUUGCAAAGGCGCUUAAUCGGCCUCCAACGUAUCCCACCAAAUAUUUUGGUUGUGAGCUGGGAGCACAGACCCAGUUUGAUGUUAAGAAUGACCGUUACAUUGUCAAUGGAUCUCAUGAGGCGAAUAAGCUGCAAGACAUGUUGGAUGGAUUCAUUAAAAAAUUUGUUCUCUGUCCUGAGUGUGAGAAUCCUGAAACAGAAUUGCAUGUCAAUCCAAAGAAGCAAACAAUAGGUAAUUCUUGUAAAGCCUGUGGCUACCGAGGCAUGCUUGACACACAUCAUAAACUCUGUACAUUCAUUCUCAAAAACCCACCUGAGAAUAGUGACAGUGGUACAGGAAAGAAAGAAAAGGAAAAGAAAAAUAGAAAGGGCAAAGACAAGGAGAAUGGUUCUGUAUCCAGCAGUGAGACACCACCACCACCACCACCAAAUGAAAUCAGUCCUCCUCCACAUGCUGUGGAAGAAGAGGAGGAUGAUGAUUGGGGAGAGGAUACGACUGAAGAAGCUCAAAGGCGUAGAAUGGAUGAAAUUAGUGACCACGCAAAAGUUCUAACACUCAGUGAUGAUUUGGAAAGAACUGUAGAAGAGCGUGUCAAUAUCCUGUUUGAUUUCGUUAAGAAAAAGAAAGAAGAGGGUAUCAUUGACUCAUCAGACAAAGAAAUUGUUGCAGAAGCAGAAAGGCUGGAUGUAAAAGCCAUGGGCCCUCUUGUUCUAACUGAAGUUCUUUUUAAUGAGAAGAUUAGAGAACAAAUUAAGAAAUACAGGCGCCAUUUCUUAAGAUUUUGUCACAAUAACAAAAAAGCUCAGCGAUACCUUCUUCAUGGUUUGGAGUGUGUGGUGGCAAUGCAUCAAGCUCAGCUCCUUUCCAAGAUUCCACAUAUCUUAAAGGAGAUGUAUGAUGCAGACCUUUUAGAAGAGGAGGUCAUCAUCAGCUGGUCGGAAAAGGCCUCUAAGAAAUAUGUCUCAAAAGAACUUGCCAAAGAGAUUCGUGUCAAAGCGGAACCAUUUAUAAAGUGGUUGAAGGAGGCAGAGGAAGAAUCUUCUGGUGGUGAAGAAGAAGAUGAAGAUGAGAACAUUGAGGUGGUGUAUUCAAAGACUGCCAGUGUACCGAAAGUUGAAACUGUGAAGUCUGACAACAAGGAUGAUGACAUUGAUAUUGACGCCAUUUAAGAGUGGAUGCAACCUAGCUUAACAGUGUAAUGCUGCAAAUUUUUCUCCAUUAUCAGCCAGAAGUGCAACAUGUAUGUGUAAAAGCUAAAAUGGCUUAACAUCAUGCUACACUUUAUACUAAAAAUCUAUUACUGUGAGUGGUCUGUAAUUAAGCCAAAUGAGACAUCUAGGAAGUCCAUACACACAUCAGUGAGCAGAUGUAGUUUGCUUAUUUAUAGCAUGUUUCUUUUGGAAAAACUAGUGGUGGACACAUUUGGAUCACAUUUAUACAGUUAUAAAAAUAAAGAUUUGAUUUUGGUCAUUCUUCAGAUUUUGGGCUCUGAAUGACUUAGCUAAAGUAAUUGGCUCCUUUUAAAAAGUUGUGCCAUCAUUUAACCUGAAAUGGUCUUGGGAGCCUGGUAGAUUUUGUUAGGUGCUGAAACCAUACAGGCGUUUUCAGCAGAAUGUAAACUUGUUUGUAAUGACCUUAUUCAGCUGUUAAAUCUAGUACUUUGGAAUUUUUAGUCCUUCAAAUUGGCAUCCAAUAAUUUUUUUGUGCUGAGGUAGAUUGAUAAUCAAAUGACAUCUUGCUGAAGAAAUAAAAAUGACCUGAGUGUCCUAUAAAUAAUUUUUAAGAACUAGUUUUGAAGCUUGAAGUUGUGGUUUUUCAGUUCAUGUACACUUAGCCCUACAUUGUAGUCAUUGGUGUCAUGUGCAUUGCACGUUGGAUGAGCCAGGGAAAAAUUAUUACAUUAACAAAUAAGUAUUUUAAUGUGUAUGUAGUGGUUGCUUUGUACCAAGGGAAAACUCAAACUUUGAGGUGUGAUUAAAUAAUAAACUGAUUUUAUUUGGGGGAA